AUGUAUCAGAGCGGCGACUUGAAAACCCUAUUCUAUCAUGGAAGCUCUGACCUCGAUUCAUCCAAGGUUACAAAUCGAUCAGGUACUGAUAAAAGCGGCCAGUCAUCACUGGAACGUCCCGAACGUCCUGAACGUCCUGAACGUCCUGAACGCUUGCCAUACGCGAAGAAGCUCAGCUCUCAUGAGCCAUUGAGCAGCGUCGCUCAUUACGACAGUCAUCCAGUAACAUCGUCCCCGUUCUUAAAUCUCAGUGAGAACUUUGAACCGCUAUUAACUCCUAAAUCGGAGGCAUUGAUCCAGAAGCGCGUUUGGAGAGACCAGAAAGCUUCCCCGAGUCGCCGAAGAGUUUCAGAACCGCUGGCACAGAAACCCCCACUUUUCUGGGGGUCAGGUACGUAUGGCUUUGGUUCGUAUUAG
Molecule: messenger RNA, 417 nt
Organism: Cooperia oncophora
Lineage: Eukaryota; Metazoa; Nematoda; Chromadorea; Rhabditida; Trichostrongylidae
Source: the annotation of a GenBank genome assembly